AAUAUAUUAAAUACAUGAUUCAAAAGUCUAUUACAAAAGGAUUUAGGAGCCAAAUUGAAAGAGCUCCUAGCAGUGGCCAUAACUGGAACAGUUUGAGCAACAAAAUACUGAUAAUAUUGGAUUAUAACUCAAAGAAUACAAUAAAUACCAGGUUGAUUCCUGGAAGUGGGCGUGCUGAAGCAGAGAGGUGAUGAGUGUGGUUUUCUUAGGUAUUGCCAGACUCCCUCUGUAAGAGUUGUCCGGGCUGUGCCCCCACUGGCAGUCCGAGAUCACCUGCUUCUCCUUGGCCUUGCCAGCAGCGUAUAUUGUGAAACUUUUGGUUGAUAUUGUGAAAUUUUUUGCUGAUCCGACAGGAUUCUUACAUUUUCAGAGAAUCUUUUGAAAAGAACAAGUUUACUUCAAUAAAUGAAGGAGAAUAAAGAAAAUUCAAGCCCUUCAGUAACCUCAGCAAACCUGGACCACACAAAACCAUGUUGGUACUGGGAUAAGAAAGACUUGGCUCAUACACCCUCUCAACUAGAAGGACUUGAUCCAGCCACUGAGGCCCGGUACCGCCGAGAGGGGGCUCGGUUCAUUUUCGAUGUGGGCACACGUUUGGGACUACACUAUGAUACCCUGGCAACUGGAAUAAUUUAUUUUCAUCGCUUCUAUAUGUUUCAUUCCUUCAAGCAGUUCCCAAGAUAUGUAACAGGAGCUUGUUGUCUCUUUCUGGCUGGGAAAGUAGAAGAAACGCCCAAAAAAUGUAAAGAUAUCAUCAAGACAGCUCGUAGUUUAUUAAAUGAUGUACAAUUUGGUCAGUUUGGAGAUGACCCAAAGGAAGAAGUGAUGGUUCUGGAGAGAAUCCUACUACAGACUAUAAAGUUUGAUUUACAGGUAGAACAUCCGUACCAGUUCCUACUCAAGUAUGCAAAACAACUCAAAGGUGAUAAAAACAAAAUUCAGAAGUUGGUUCAAAUGGCAUGGACAUUUGUAAAUGACAGUCUCUGCACGACCUUGUCACUGCAGUGGGAACCAGAGAUCAUAGCAGUGGCAGUAAUGUAUCUCGCGGGGCGUUUGUGCAAAUUUGAAAUACAAGAAUGGACCUCCAAACCCCUGUAUCGGAGAUGGUGGGAGCAGUUUGUGCAAGAUGUCCCUGUGGAUGUUCUGGAAGAUAUCUGCCACCAAAUCUUGGACCUUUACUCACAAGGAAAACAACAGAUGCCCCAUCACACGCCCCACCAGCUGCAUCAGCCCCCAUCACUCAACCCAACACCACCAGUGCCACCAGUGCCACCGUCACAGUCUGCUCAAGGCUCUGAACCGCCGCAGCCCCAGCAGAAGGACCCACAGCCAUCAGCCCAGCCGCCACCGCCGCCACAGCAAGCCCAGCAGCCCAAGAAACCAUCCCCACAGCCGAGUCCUCCCCGCCAGGUGAAGCGAGCCACGGUUGUUUCUCCCAAAGAAGAGAACAAAGCAGCAGAACCACCACCACCUAAAAUCCCCAAAACUGAGACCACUCACCCUCCAUUGCCUCCGGCCCACCCGCCGCCAGACCGGAAGCCGCCCCUCUCGGCUGCCUUAGGCGAGGCUGAACCGCCAGGCCCUGUGGAUGCCAGUGACCUCCCCAAAGUCCAGAUUCCUCCUCCAGCCCACCCGGCCCCUGUGCACCAGCCACCACCGUUGCCACACCGGCCACCACCACCACCACCCUCGAGCUACAUAACCGGGAUGUCCACCACCAGCUCGUACAUGUCUGGAGAGGGCUACCAGAGCCUGCAGUCCAUGAUGAAGACCGAGGGCCCCUCCUACAGCACCCUGCCCCCGGCCUACGGCCCCCCAGCUCACCUGCCCUACCACCCCCACGUCUAUCCCCCGAACCCACCCCCACCACCAGUGCCCCCUCCCCCAGCCUCCUUCCCCCCACCCGCCAUCCCACCCCCCACUCCUGGCUACCCUCCACCUCCACCCACCUACAACCCCAACUUCCCUCCUCCACCCCCACGCCUGCCCCCAACCCACGCCGUCCCACCUCACCCUCCUCCAGGCCUGGGCCUGCCCCCAGCUAGCUAUCCACCUCCAUCUGUCCCCCCUGGAGGACAGCCACCUGUACCCCCACCCAUCCCCCCACCUGGCAUGCCUCCAGUCGGGGGGCUGGGGCGCGCAGCCUGGAUGAGAUAACCUGACGCCUUUCUCCCCCCUUUGUUGUUUUAACAAAAGUUUUUUAACGAACUUGAAGAGUAGUUGAAGUGAGUAAGGAGCAGGGUCCCUUGUGUGAUGCUAGACAGUUGCAGGAUGGGAAGACGGAGCAGGCCCGUGAGCUGAGACAGGCGGGCCCCGGACCCGAUGGGGCACGCCCACUGCCGCCUGCGUGCAGGUGUCAGCCGAGCGCACGCGGCCUGGGUGACUGUGUACUAGUGAAAAUCUUAACCAGCCACAUUGGCUCAAGAGUAGCUUUCAUAAGGAGUGAACUUCCUCAGUGCCUACUUUUCCUGGACACCCAGUUUUACCUAGUCCGGUCCCCCCAAGUCAGGCUGUCAGCGUCACUUCCAUUCUGUGUUCUCCCAACACCCAGAAGAACCACUUUUUUGAUUUAGAGAGAUUUACAUCUUUGUAUUAAAGUUAUUUUGA
Molecule: messenger RNA, 2607 nt
Organism: Molossus molossus (Pallas's mastiff bat)
Lineage: Eukaryota; Metazoa; Chordata; Mammalia; Chiroptera; Molossidae
Gene: CCNK
Product: cyclin K
Exons: 12
Coding region: 406-2157 (583 amino acids)
Biological process (GO): positive regulation of DNA-templated transcription, elongation; regulation of transcription by RNA polymerase II
Cellular component (GO): cyclin/CDK positive transcription elongation factor complex; nucleus
Molecular function (GO): cyclin-dependent protein serine/threonine kinase activator activity
Source: RefSeq, a predicted model, not a curated record